CACACACACACACACACAUAUAUAUAUAUAUGGAAAAGUUGAACAAAUACAGUUUUGCUAUCUUCUUCUCAAUCAUCAUCGCCUCUUCCCUCGUCUCCUUCGCCUUGUGCCUCGUCGCCGAAUUCAAGAAAUCUAAGAAAAAUGAUCUGAGAUUGGAUGGGAAGUGGUGUUAUUUGCCCAGAAGCGCCGCCUUCGAACUGGGGAUCGCCGCCUUGAUCUGCCUUUCGAUCACUCAAGUCGUCGGAAGUUUAUUCAUCUGCAGGAAAUUCCGGUCUACGGAUUCCCAGUCCAGAAGCUGUAAAGUCAGAAAGCCUACAGUUCCAUGCAGUUUGCUCGUUUUUUCUUGGGUCAGCUUUGGGAUUGCAGUUAUUAUAAUCAGUACAGGCACAAGCAUGAGCCAAAGUCAACCGUUUGGUCAAGGAUGGCUCGAUGGUGAGUGCUACUUAGUUAGAGACGGAGUCUACAUCGGCUCGGCUAUACUAGCCAUGCUGGCUAACGGCUCAAGCCUCGGCUCGGCCAUCGUAACAAUAAGGCGAAAGAGAGCUGAAGAGAACAGAAAAGUUCAUCAUGCACAAGCCGAAACCUGACAAGAUAUAUAUAUAGUAUAUACGAACCAAAUACAGCCUCGCGGAAAUACACACAUCAAACGGAGACAAAGUAACAAAUUAUUAGGAAACAGGACACGAGAUCGGUGCAACUUUUUUUUGUAGUAAAUUUUUGUAACUAUAUGUAUAAUCGGAAUGAAACGGCUGUUCAAAACAUAUAAUCAGCCAAAUAAAGUGGUAUUUUCGUAGACAAGACAAGAGGCAGGUUCAAGAACC
Erythranthe guttata (spotted monkey flower) is the source of this 821-nucleotide messenger RNA. RefSeq names its product chitin synthase, putative (DUF1218). NCBI's taxonomy places the organism in Eukaryota, Viridiplantae, Streptophyta, Magnoliopsida, Lamiales, Phrymaceae. The record is from RefSeq and is a predicted model, not a curated record.